Molecule: messenger RNA, 2135 nt
Organism: Oppia nitens
Lineage: Eukaryota; Metazoa; Arthropoda; Arachnida; Sarcoptiformes; Oppiidae
Product: glutamate receptor 1-like
Exons: 13
Coding region: 30-2135 (701 amino acids)
Biological process (GO): synaptic transmission, glutamatergic; monoatomic ion transport; modulation of chemical synaptic transmission
Cellular component (GO): plasma membrane; postsynaptic membrane
Molecular function (GO): transmitter-gated monoatomic ion channel activity involved in regulation of postsynaptic membrane potential; glutamate-gated receptor activity
Source: RefSeq, a predicted model, not a curated record
AUCGUGGUAUAUUUACAUUGGUAUCGCCUAUGACUGGACCAUCAUAUGAGACACUAGUAUCAUAUUCAAAUACGUUCCAGAUGCCUUUUAUACACCCGGGCUUUUCGCAGACCUCCCAUUUUCGGCCGGCACUGUAUGGCAUAUCAUUGAGACCCCGGUAUUUGCCGGCCAUUAUCGAUGUUAUCAAAUAUUAUGGUUGGAGAGGUAUCAUCUAUUUGUACGACUCAGAUGAAGGCCUACUAAAACUACAGCAUCUGUUUUCGUUGGUCGACACCAAUCGUACGCUAGAGCUUCGGGCAGUCAAACGGUUUAUUACGGUCGACGAGGCCAACAACUACCUGCGCGACAUUGAAUUUAACAAUACUUAUGAUAAAAAAUAUGUAAUCCUGGAGUGCGAUGCACUUACAGCCAAAUCUAUAAUCAUAAAUCAUGUCCGGGAUAUCUAUAUGGGCAAAAGGAACUUCCAUUUUUUGCUAACCUCACUGGUUAUGGAUGACUAUCUGAAUGAAAAAGUCUCGGAAUUUGGUGCCGUAAAUAUAACUGGGUUUCGUAUACUCAAACCGGCCACUCAAGAGUUUAGACAAUUUUUCAAUCAUUGGCGCAAACAGUCGGAUGGCAGACAACAACAACAACAGCAGCAGCGCCGGGAACCGCCUUAUGAUGAUAAUAGGAAGGUGCCAGCAAUCAUAUCAGCCGAUGCUGCCAUGAUGUAUGACGGUGCUAAAGUAUUGCUGGACACCUAUGAGCGCCUGUAUAGCCGACACGCGGACACGUUUCGCAGCAACUAUCGACGCGGGGAAAUGUAUAACAGUGGAUAUAAGGGUAUCGACUGUAGGACUGAGCCUAUUGUCAAAUGGGAACAUGGCGACAAUGUUGCCCGAUUUAUGCGAAAGACAAAUAUCAAUGGACUGACCGGUGUAUUAGAGUUCGAUGAACAGGGAUAUCGGCAAAACUUUUCGGUAGAUGUCGUCGAGAUGACCAUCAAUAGCGAAAUGGCAAAGAUAGCACAGUGGACUCAGGAGAAAGGCUUGACAAUAGUUCCGGCCAAAUAUCAUCGGGUAUUACAGGAAAAGACAAAAUUUGAUAACAAAACAUAUAUUGUGACAUCAAUUUUGGAGGAACCGUAUCUAAUGAUGAAAUCAGAGGAAACGGGCGAAACACUGAAAGGCAACGAUCGCUUUGAGGGCUACAGUAAAGAUUUAGCCGAUUUGAUUGCCAAUAAUUUGCAAAUCGGUUACGAACUUCGGUUGGUUAAAGAUGGAAAGUAUGGCAGUCUGGAUGUCAUCUCUCAUCACGGCUGGAACGGUAUGGUCGGCGAACUUAUCAGACAUGAAGCUGAUAUGGCUAUAGCACCGUUAACAAUUACCAGUGCCCGGGAACGGGUCAUCGAUUUUACCAAACCGUUUAUGUCAUUAGGUAUAUCCAUAAUGAUUAAGAAACCGGUAAAAAAGAACCCGGGUAUAUUUUCGUUUAUGAAUCCAUUGUCAAGCGAAAUAUGGAUGUGUGUUAUACUAUCAUAUGUCGGUGUAUCGGUUGUACUGUUUCUGGUUUCAAGAUUUUCACCGAAAGAGUGGCGCUAUGAGGACACCCUAAUGGGUCCACACGUUAGCAAUGAUUUCUCAUUUUAUAAUUCCCUAUGGUUUUCGUUGGGCGCCAUUAUGUCGCAGGGAUGUGAUGUCUGUCCUCGAUCAGUUCCGGGUCGUAUUGUUGGCAGUGUUUGGUGGUUUUUUACCCUGAUACUAUUAUCAUCAUAUACAGCUAAUUUGGCCGCUUUUCUAACAGUUGAACGUAUGGUUACCCCUAUUAAUUCGGCCGAUGAUUUGGCCAAACAAACAGAGGUCGAGUACGGUGUACUAAAACAUGGAUCAACUAUGGAUUUUUUUAGGAGAUCAAAAAUAGCUGUCCAUCAGAGAAUGUGGGAGUUUAUGAGUUCCAAACAAAAUGUUUUUGUCAAUUCAUCAAAGGAAGGCAUACGUAGGGUUCGGGAGUCAAAAGGAAAAUAUGCUUUCCUUAUAGAGAGCACUCAAAAUGAUUACGUGAAUGAAAGAUAUCCAUGUGACACUAUGAAAGUGGGACGCAAUCUAGAUGCAAAAGGUUAUGGUGUGGCCACACCAUUGGGUUCAUCGAUAAGGUAA